AGGGAAGACAGUGCGCGAACGCACGUACACGCACACGCACGCACGCGCACGCACGCACACGCGUUGGUCACGGACAGGAUCAGUACCGACAUCGUCAUCAUCAUCGUCAUCAGCAGCAGAAAUAACUGCAGAAGUAGCAUCUCUGCGCUCCCGUCUUUCUCUCUCUCUCGCUCUCGCUGCCUCGCGUGCGCAGGUAGGACAGACAGACAGACAGACAGACAGACAGACAGACAGACAGUGCCAUAGAACGAGAGCAGGCGUGCCAUAGAGAGAGAGCUAUGACGAUGCUGUGCAGGUGGUGGCUGCUCGGAUUUCUAGCCGUCAUCGUCGCAGCGACGGCUGUCGACUCCGACUACAUCGUCGACUGGGCGCUGUCGGGCGCUCGCAGCCAGCCGACAUGUGUCGACAUCCCUAGCAACGUGACGCUCUGUCAGGGCAUCGGCUACAGCAAGAUGCGUCUGCCUAACCUGCUGGAACACGACACGAUGCUGGAAGUGACGCAGCAAGCGAGAGCCUGGGUGCCUCUGCUGAGCAUCGCCUGCCACGCAGACGCGCAGCUCUUCCUCUGCUCGCUCUACGCUCCCGUCUGCCUCGACCGUCCCAUCUAUCCGUGCAGGUCUCUGUGCGAGGCGGUGCGGUCAGGCUGCGAGGCACGCAUGAGCACGUACGGGUACCCGUGGCCGGAGAUGUUCCAGUGCGACAAGUUUCCGAUCGACAACGACAUGUGCAUAGCCAAGCAGACCCGGUCCGGGGGAGAAGGUACGGUCGUUCCAGAGGUGAAAGGCAACCAGUGCGAUGCCUGCAACCAGGUUGUCACCUACGAAAACAUUCUGGACAACUAUUGCCGGGCAGGAUUCGCGGCAAAAGUAAAAAUCCGCAAGAUGGCGCGCAGAAAAGGCGCAGUCAAGGUCGUGAUGCGGAAGAAGAUGCGGAAGUUCAAGCGUGGCGCCCUCACCCGGCGCGACCUCAAGCGUCUUACAGUCUACAUGCAGGGCGCGAGCGGCUGCGAGUGCCCGAUGGUGGCGAACCUAACGGCGGCCAAGCGAACCAGCUACCUUCUGAUGGGACGGAAAGUCAACGACACGAUCGUCGGCAGUCUACUGCUGCCGUGGUCGAAAGAGGCGAGCGACUUCAAGCGAGCCGUGAGAAAGUUUAAGAACCUCGAUUGCUCAAAGGAGACGAAGUUCGUCGUCGAGAAGACGAUACGACCUGGCAAACAAAAUGGCGGCGGCCAUCGAGCGCACGUCGACAGGCCCGCAGAAGCAGGCUCCGAGACAGCUGAUGGGCCAGGGGAUAGACCCGGACGGCAGCGCCACCGCGGCACGGACAAGCUCAAGGCUCAAGACAAGGCCCAGCAGCGAAAGGAUCGAAAGAAGUCGGAGCGGAAGAACAGAAAGCGGAAUAAGGCGAACCGAGCGAAAAAGAACGACGAGUCGUUGACAACGAUGCCCGCUGGCGAUGGAUUCACGGCGGAGUAGAGAUACACAGAACACGUUUAUAACACGUCCCCCCUCCCUCCCGUCGAACCAUUAAUCAUUCUUGUUGCUUAUAGAGUGUCGUCACUCUGUAGCUAUGUUAGUUCGUGCUGCUAAGGCCUUACUGAUUAUGGUCUGUAAUAUAUUUAAAUAUGUUAGAGUAUAUAGUUAAAAUAUUAUGAUUCGGUUGAAAGAGAGACUCGCUCACGACCGCGACAGAUACGGUAUAAUCUACGUACCCUCCCCCCUUCCUCUUCUUGCUUUCCCUCCCGCCCUUCUCUUUCUCUCUCUCUCUCUCUCUCUCUCU
Messenger RNA from Priapulus caudatus, 1782 nucleotides. RefSeq names its product secreted frizzled-related protein 5-like. The transcript is spliced from 3 exons. Bases 279 to 1478 code for a protein of 399 amino acids. The record is from RefSeq and is a predicted model, not a curated record. Gene Ontology annotation, molecular function: Wnt-protein binding. Gene Ontology annotation, biological process: non-canonical Wnt signaling pathway; canonical Wnt signaling pathway; negative regulation of canonical Wnt signaling pathway. Lineage: Eukaryota; Metazoa; Priapulida; Priapulimorpha; Priapulimorphida; Priapulidae.